GGAUCUCCCGUGGACUAUCAUUGGACAGUGGUACCAUCGUUUCACUCAUCAUUUGCCCUUGAAUUUACUAUGAAUCCUGCGUUUUGUUGCUGGCGUGGGGAUAGGCUACUGAUCUCUUGAAAAAUAUUUUAAUUUCAGAAAGAGAAAGUACGCACUGGAUUCAUGCAAGUGUUUUGCACUUUCUGUGGACAUCUUCUUGUGUGGGAAUGCUGUCUGUCAUGAGUUGGACACGACUCUGGAGUUCGUGGUGGACAAAAUAGUCAAUUGUGUUUGGGAGGGAGAAAAGUCGGUCGCUCAGAAUGUUUUGCGCAAAACUGAAGGAACUAAAAAUUAGCGGGGACUGUCCAUUCUCUGUGGUGCUGCAAAAUGAAGAACCAGGAGAGUCUAAGGAAUGUGCAAAAGCAGGGGACACACUGCCAAUAUCGAAUGAGGUGUGCGGUUCUCUACCGGGGACAUUACCUCAGCGAAAGACAAGCAGAAGCAAAGUUAAUCUGCAUACAUUAGGAGAAAGCGUCCGCAAGUUAAUGUGUCCAGAGUUUCAGCGGCUGCAUACUGCUUUCCUAAGAAUGACGAAACAACAUAAAUUAGACAUGAUAUGUCCUGCGGCAGUUUACUCAGACCUUUGUCAAGAGUGGAGCUUUGGAAAUGCAGAAGACUUAAUGGAGACCAUGACAAAUUAUUCAGAAAAAUCAGGCAUUCAGAUGGACACCCUGAGAGUGUCACUCGGGGUAGAGGUAUUCAAAACAUGCCACGAGGAGGACGGGCAUAUUUUGGGCGUAGUUGGGGGAGCGCUCCACGACUUCCUCAACAGUUUCAACGUCCUGCUGAAGCAGAGCGCGCCUCCGAUCCCCGACAGCAGCGCCGGCUACGUAAACAAAGCCUCGGUCCUCUGCCUGGACAAAGACCCGGGCCUCCUGACGGUGUACUACUUCAACCCCCACCCGGCCACCGAGCUCUUCUUCCCGGGGAUAAUCAAAGCAGCCGCCCAGGUGCUGUACAAGACGGACGUGGAGGUGGUGAUGGAGCCGUCGUGCGGCAAGGACAGCAGCCUGCAGGCCCGAGCCCAGCCCCACCUGCUCUACUCGGUGCAGGUGGCCGACCCCAGGAGGCUGACCCCCAGCCCGCUGAUAACUCACGCGGCGGUGGAGAUACCCAUGUCUCUCUUCUACGCGACGUUCCCCUUCCACGUCCUCUUCGACGAGGACAUGAGCCUGCUGCAGAUCGGGGACGGGCUGAGGAGGCGCUUGAACCGCAGAGACGUCCAGAGGCGGCCGCUGUUCGAGGAGCACUUCCUGAUCGUGUCCCCGCAAAUCAGGAGCACCUUUCAAGGGAUCCUAACCAUGCUGAACACUCAGUUCAUUUUGAGAAUAAAGCAGGCAGCUAAUCCUGGUGAUGGAGCCGCUAAGCUCAUGGACCUGAAAGGCCAAAUGAUCUUCAUUUCUGAGUCAAACAGUAUCCUGUUCCUGGGCUCGCCGUGCGUGGACAAGCUGGAGGAGCUCACCGGGCGGGGCCUGUACCUCUCGGACAUCCCCAUCCACAACGCCCUGCGGGACGUGGUCCUGGUGGGCGAGCAGGCCAAGGCCCAGGACGGGCUGAAGAAGAGGCUGGGCAAGGCCAAGGCCGCCCUGGAGCAGGCCCACCAGGCCCUGGAGGAGGAGAAGAGGAAGACCGUGGACCUGCUCUUCACCAUCUUCCCUGGGGCCGUGGCCCGGCAGCUCUGGCAGGGUCAGUCGGUGCGGGCCAAGAAGUUUGAGCACGUGACCAUGCUGUUCUCGGACAUCGUGGGCUUCACGGCCAUCUGCUCCCGGUGCACCCCCAUGCAGGUGGUGACCAUGCUGAAUGAGCUCUACACCAGGUUUGACCACCACUGCGGAGAGCUGGACAUAUAUAAGGUGGAGACGAUCGGGGACGCGUACUGCGUGGCCGGCGGCCUGCACAAAGAGAGCCAGACGCACGCGGUGCAGAUCGCGCUGAUGGCCCUGAAGAUGAUGGAGCUCUCGGACGAGGUCAUGACCCCCGCCGGGGAGCCAAUCAAGAUGCGAAUUGGACUCCAUUCUGGCUCCGUCCUUGCUGGUGUGGUAGGGGUCAAAAUGCCUCGUUACUGCCUCUUUGGGAACAACGUCACCCUGGCUAACAAGUUUGAGUCCUGCAGCAUUCCAGGAAAAAUCAAUAUUAGCCCAACCACGCACAGACUGCUGAAAGGUCAUCCAGAGUUCAGCUUCAUUCCCAGGACCAGACAGGAUCUGCCUCCGAACUUCCCUUCAGACAUCCCUGGUGUUUGUUAUUUCUUGGAAGCUUUUGAUCAACAGACCAGCGAGGCUGUGAAAGACUGAAAGAGAAGGACGUCGCUAAUGAGAUGCUAACUUCACGACAGGGGAGACAAAUAAAAACAGUGUUAACAUACAAAGCAGUGGGCUACAGAAUUAUAUGUAUAUCUGUUGAGGUGAUAUUGACAUCUUCAUAACGCCGAUGUGAAGUUGCUAAAUGAGAAAUUAACUAUUCUUAAUUUGCUGCUGCGUACUAUUGAAUCCACACGAUCACCCAUGCCGUAGUUUUAAUAUCGCACAGUGGAUUUUUGCAGAAUGCCCUUUGACUGUGAUGUCAACGCUUAGCUAGAUCACAAGGAAUGAAUAUUCCCAGCAAUCAUUUAUUAUUAAAAUUAUUAUUUUUGCAUUAUAACAAAGCUGCAAUAAACUUUUGAUUAAAUGUGAGUGGGUUA
Anguilla anguilla (European eel) is the source of this 2719-nucleotide messenger RNA. RefSeq names its product guanylate cyclase 1 soluble subunit alpha 1 (gene gucy1a1). Gene Ontology annotation, cellular component: guanylate cyclase complex, soluble. Gene Ontology annotation, molecular function: guanylate cyclase activity; heme binding. Lineage: Eukaryota; Metazoa; Chordata; Actinopteri; Anguilliformes; Anguillidae. The transcript is spliced from 8 exons. Bases 300 to 2333 code for a protein of 677 amino acids. Gene Ontology annotation, biological process: response to oxygen levels; cGMP biosynthetic process. The record is from RefSeq and is a predicted model, not a curated record.